AUGGUGUCUCCGAGCCAUUUGUUUCUCUGCCUUGCUCUGUCGCUGGGUGUCUCUUGCUACCCGUUCCGCGUCGCAACACAGCAGAAUGAACGACGUUCGGAACCACAGUCGUCAGCACACCCGACGGUCUACUCGCCCGUAGUCCUUGCCGAGCUGUGCCAAGAGCCAUCGAAUUACUGCAUCUAUGUCGACCAGAAUCGCCCUGGUACGCUUCGAGCGUCGGCGGUAAACGCUACUGAUUCCCAAGGAGCGUUUCUCUUCGAGCGAUCGGCUUAUGCGCACGAUCCGUUUCGGAUUUGCUAUGCUGGCAGCUGUAUCGAUCUCGACUUUGCGCGCAAACCAGGCUGCGUCUCUAUGCAAUACGUCAGUCGACACAGUGACCAAGUGGGCCAUCUGCUCGCCCGGUUCGCCAACGAUGUUCACCACAUCCUAGGUCCCAGAGCUGACAUGUGGAGAGAACUCGACGCGUGUGCAACGCCCGAGGACCCGGCUCUACCGUACGCCGUCAUCGGUGCCAGAGGCAGAGACAAGAACAAGGACCGCCAACAAAUAUCCGCACAACUCCCGUCAAGCAAUCCCAACAACCUCACACAGGACCACACCGGAGAAGGCCAAAACCCAGCCUCACAGGCUUCCGUAGCCCCAACUCAGGACAAACCCGGCCAUGACUACUUCGACGACGUCACCGUCCCCCUCGCCGAUUUGUAG
Molecule: messenger RNA, 708 nt
Organism: Mycosarcoma maydis (corn smut)
Lineage: Eukaryota; Fungi; Basidiomycota; Ustilaginomycetes; Ustilaginales
Exons: 2
Coding region: 1-708 (235 amino acids)
Source: RefSeq, a predicted model, not a curated record